ACGAGUAACUCGCGUCUCGCUGAGAAAAUCUCAUUAUAGUUCAGUGGAAAAUCUUCUCCGUAAUGAUAAAAUUUACUUGUCUUUAUGUCUUAUAUUAAUUACACCAAAGUUGUUAAAAAAAUGGCAAAAUUAUUGCGGCAAACAGUUCUAUUUUGAUGGUUUUGCCCUCUGUUGCGAAACCGUUGACAUGACAAUGAGGCCAGUUACAGUAGUGGCAGAACACCUUCAAUUAAGGGGGGGGGGGGCACUGCCGACUUUUGGUCCCAUUCUUUCCGUGCAACGCCCAUAGGGCUUAUGUUAAAAUGCCAAAUUCAAAGGGUGGCACGGUGCCCUCCCCGUUCCGCCGCCCACCCGCCGCCUAUGCAUCAGGCAUUGAGGUCAAAUCUGAUGACAUGAAAGCGAAAGGGGUUUGGAAGUCCUGUCGACAUUAUCACUUAUCAGCUACACAGUACACAGUAUUGAGUAUAGAACGUACUGAACUGAAGACAGGCUGGAAUCUGAAUCAUGGAAAUGUACACUAAGACGAGGUCGUCGCAGACGGUGCCGGCGCGGAGGACGCGCCGAGUCCCCCGACGUCCGGACCGUGCUGUCUAUACUCCGCCGGUGGCGCGGAAGCCGGCCGUGCCGCCUCGCGCCGUGCUCUUCAGACUGGAGUACUGCGACACCAGCAGCGGAGCGGUGCGCCACGAGUCCUUCUUGGAAGGCACAGACCUGGCCGAGUUCUGCGCCUCGUUCGCCAAGAAGGCCGGCCUGGACGAGCAGCGGCAGCGGGCUCUUCUGGAGCGUCUGCAGAAGGAAGUGGGGCAGGACGAGUCAGAAACGCUCCAGUGAGAGCAGAGGGGCACUGGUAUGCACGUGAGGGAUGGCGGCAGGGACGGAGGACGUGAUCUCAUAGGAAGGCUAGACAGCCGACGGUAAGAUAGUGCUAUGCCCAUGGUGGCUUGGGAUGACGGUGUUGAGGGCACGACCGUUUGGUGGGAGCCCGUUCUGUCGGUAUCUGAGCGUACGCGGUGCUAAGCGCUCUGUAGCGGACAUUUUUUCCGAUGAAUGACUGUGAUUGUGGUCCAAUAUUGGCGGCGGGGGCUUGCUCUGGUUUCCUGUGCGGUAGCAGAAGCAGCAGAUCAUGCUAGUCAAGUCCUUCGUUUUCGUUUCUCACGUUGUGUUAGCCCUGCAGUGUGUAACAGAUGGUCCGUGAGACCGAUUCGGGCGAUGUCGACAGGGGACGACGUACCAGCGGAAGUCAUAUCGUUCAGUACUGCCGUGUGUCACAUGCGAGGAGCGCGCAGAGGCACACAGUUUUAUCAUGGUUAAUGAGUGGGUGUGCAUGGUUUUCUACUAGCCCAAAGCCUAGAGAAGUUUAAUUGAAGUUGGUCUGGUGCUUUACAUGAACGUAGACAGAACUCACGACAAUGCAGAGAGGCAGGAAGGCUUAUGUAAACGUCGCGUUAGGCUGUUGGACUCGGAGUGAUCAAAUUAUCAUGCGACCUCUAUAACUCAGGUACAGGCAUCCUCACUACUCACAUUGUGUGCAGAUGUGCUCCACUACUUGAGGCUUUAGGGUUGCUUCCACAAAGUGGAUGAAAAGGUGAACACCUUUCUGGUCAUCUGACUGCAUGUCAAGUGUGUUGUGUCUUAUCUACAAAUACAUGACAUUUCUAUUC
Amphibalanus amphitrite is the source of this 1661-nucleotide messenger RNA. Its product is annotated as UPF0561 protein C2orf68 homolog. The record is from RefSeq and is a predicted model, not a curated record. The transcript is spliced from 4 exons. NCBI's taxonomy places the organism in Eukaryota, Metazoa, Arthropoda, Thecostraca, Balanomorpha, Balanidae. Bases 505 to 831 code for a protein of 108 amino acids.